CGGUGAUUCUACCUUAGCCUUGGAUUUUGGAACUACUCUUAACACAGUAUAAAACAGGAGAAUGAAAACAUUAAAAAGGCAGUUGGAGCAAUAGAUUUCAUAUUUAUAGCUCCCAAUCAAUGAAUAUCCUUGGUUUAGAUCUCACUAUUCCAUAAACAGUAAAAAGAAAGAACGAGAGAUAGAAACAUGUCGAGGCGAUCAGGGACUUGCUUGAGGCUAUGUCUAGUAACGUUUGCUGUAAUUUCGGCAUUGGCAGUAUGUGGACCAGCUCUUUACUGGAGAUUCAAAAAAACUCUCAAGUUGGGUCCUUCCAAAUCCUCUUGUCCUCCUUGCAUCUGUGAUUGUCCUCCUCCUCUUUCCCUUGUCAACAUUGCCCCUGGGUUGACCAAUCUUUCAAUCGCAGAUUGCGGAAGCAAUGACCCUGAUCUCAAGCAAGAGAUGGAGAAGCAAUUCCUGGACCUUCUAACAGAGGAGUUGAAGUUGCAAGAGACUGUCGCCGAAGAGCAUUCCCGCCAUAUGAACAUCACCUUUGGUGAAGCUAAAAGGGUGGCUUCCCAGUACCAGAAGGAGGCAGAAAAAUGUAUUGCAGCCAUCGAAACAUGCGAGGAAGCCAGAGAACGAGCCGAGGCCUCGCUAAUCAGGGAGAGCAAAGUAACUACAGUGUGGGAGCAAAGAGCUCGACAAAUGGGCUGGGAAGGGGAAUAAACUGUUGGUAUAAUUCAUUGUCUAGUAAAUCUUGUUAGGGCAAAGAGGCCCCCCAAUAUGUUUCCCUCCCACCUGUACUUUCAGCUGUUAACUGUGAUACUGCUGUGUGGACCUAUUACUACUAUUAUAUAUCAUCUCAGUUUCUUUUGAAGCAUAA
Molecule: messenger RNA, 862 nt
Organism: Gossypium arboreum
Lineage: Eukaryota; Viridiplantae; Streptophyta; Magnoliopsida; Malvales; Malvaceae
Exons: 3
Coding region: 187-705 (172 amino acids)
Source: RefSeq, a predicted model, not a curated record